UAAAGAGGGGGGUUUUGUGUCGGCGCCUGGCAACCCUGGACGAGCCAGCCGGUGGACGCUGGUUUCCUUCUCACUCAGCCGAACGUCCGCAGCAGGUAGCCGGCUCGCAUCAUGGCCAAAGUCGCGGAUACUAAGCUGUACGACAUCCUCGGAGUCUCACCGUCGGUCAGUGAAAAUGAGCUCAAGAAGGCUUACCGCAAGUUGGCCAAAGAGUAUCAUCCUGACAAGAACCCCGAUGCUGGAGACAAGUUUAAAGAGAUCAGUUUUGCAUACGAAGUACUGACAAACCCAGAGAAGAAGGAGUUGUACGAUCGCUAUGGAGAACAGGGGCUGCGUGAGGGAGGAGGAGGCGGCCCCGGCAUGGACGACAUCUUCUCUCACAUCUUCGGUGGAGGGCUUUUUGGGUUCAUGGGGGGCCAGGGCAGAGGUCGUAAUGGAGGACGGAGGAAAGGUGAAGACAUGGUGCACCCUCUAAAAGUUUCUCUUGAAGACCUCUAUAACGGUAAAACUACCAAACUGCAGUUAAGCAAGAAUGUGCUGUGUAGUGCCUGCAACGGUCAGGGGGGGAAGGCGGGUGCGGUGCAAAAGUGUGUGGCAUGCAGAGGCAUCGGUAUGAGGGUCGUGAUCAGACAGCUGGCCCCUGGUAUGGUCCAACAGAUGCAGUCAGUCUGUGCAGACUGCAAAGGAGAGGGUGAGGUCAUCAAUGAGAAGGACCGCUGUAAAAAGUGUGAAGGUCAAAAGGUCUGUAAGGAAACCAAGCUGCUGGAGGUGCAUGUGGACAAAGGCAUGAAACAUGGACAGAAGAUCCCGUUCUCUGGGGAAGCUGACCAAGCACCGGGCGUAGAACCAGGAGACAUCGUCCUGGUCCUGCAGGAAAAAGAACACGAGGAAUUCCGCCGGGAAGGCAGUGACCUUCACAUGGUGCAACGCAUCGGCCUUGUUGAGGCUCUCUGUGGCUUCCAGCUAACUGUCACACAUCUGGAUGAGCGUCAGCUGCUUGUCAAAUACCCACCUGGCAAAAUCAUAGAACCUGGCGCCAUUCGGGUGGUGAAGGGCGAGGGGAUGCCACAGUACAGAAACCCGUUUGAGAAGGGCGAUCUUUACAUCAAGUUUGACGUGCAGUUCCCUGAGAACAACUGGAUCAGCCCUGAAAAACUGAACGAGCUGGAGUGUCUGCUGCCCGGCCGUGCGGACGCCCCCGUCAUCUCCGCUGAUGCGGAGGAAGUCGACUUGACGGAUUUCGACAGGAGUCAAGGGACGGCCGGGGGCUCAAGGAGAGAGGCCUACCACGAUAGUUCUGAUGAGGAGGGCGGCCAUCAUGGCCCCGGGGUGCAGUGUGCACACCAAUAGGAGGACUUUGUAGCGUGCGCACCCCUCCAGUCCCACUGCUAACACCAUUCAAGACUUGACGCACAAACAUGCACAUGUGGAAGAGAUACACAACACAUUGACAUAAACACACUGUGGUGCCCAUUACACACGCUGGAUGACUUUUCUUUACGGACUGUGACGUCUCAGGCCAGAACACGGGCCUCCCUGGUUAGUGUGUGUACUCUCCAACACACACACACACACACACACACACACACACACACACACACACACACACACACACACACACACACGCAUGCUGCUUACUGGCUGACAAGGUUGCACACCUACAAGGGCGUCCAGACACUAAAAGACGCCACACAGAAUAAUGUCGGCCUGAAGAUUCCACAGACAUUUGCCUCAUCCUUGAACCAUGUUUUCAAAACCUGCUGUCACAUUGCUAGAAGAUGUCUUGAGUUGUAGUCCUCGGCUCCGGUCUUGCUUGGACUUCAGUUUUUAUGUUCAAGUAUGUUUCCAGACCACUGACCUAUUACGUGAGCGCUUUCUUCUUUCUGAUGUGUCAUGCGGCGGCUCAGCCCGUCGGAGCCGCCUAGGAAUGUUCUGGCUUACUAGGAAGAUUGCUGUUUCCGCCUGGUGUUAAAGCUGCAGUGCGAGUGGACGCUGUCAAACAAGCGACUGUUUGCCAAAAAGUCUCAGCCCCUCAUGACCACACUCACUCGUCACAAGCGUAACAAGAGCCAACAUAUCAUCCUAGUUGUUAGACAAGCUUAUGUUGACAAUAUAUGAACCUUUGCCACACAGCAGAGUCCUCUAUAAUCCCAUUCUAACCAUGGCCAACUUUGCUUGAUGAGGACUUGAAGCUUCAGUGUAGGGAGAGGGUUGUGAAGUGAUGUUAUUGUUCUUGCUUCUGUUUGUCCAAAUGGUAAUUAAACUGUAUAAUAAACUUUCUCUGCAA
Molecule: messenger RNA, 2287 nt
Organism: Nerophis ophidion (straightnose pipefish)
Lineage: Eukaryota; Metazoa; Chordata; Actinopteri; Syngnathiformes; Syngnathidae
Gene: dnaja2b
Product: DnaJ heat shock protein family (Hsp40) member A2b
Exons: 9
Coding region: 112-1350 (412 amino acids)
Biological process (GO): response to heat; protein refolding
Cellular component (GO): cytosol; cytoplasm
Molecular function (GO): ATP binding; Hsp70 protein binding
Source: RefSeq, a predicted model, not a curated record